Molecule: messenger RNA, 3312 nt
Organism: Hypanus sabinus (Atlantic stingray)
Lineage: Eukaryota; Metazoa; Chordata; Chondrichthyes; Myliobatiformes; Dasyatidae
Gene: mkxa
Product: mohawk homeobox a
Exons: 7
Coding region: 200-1237 (345 amino acids)
Biological process (GO): regulation of transcription by RNA polymerase II; cell development; muscle organ development
Cellular component (GO): nucleus
Molecular function (GO): DNA-binding transcription factor activity, RNA polymerase II-specific; RNA polymerase II cis-regulatory region sequence-specific DNA binding
Source: RefSeq, a predicted model, not a curated record
GGCGAGCGUGGUUCGUGCGGUUUCAGAUCAGCCUGACUGACAGCGAUGUGAAAUGGGAAUGCUAGUUCACACAGGAGCUGGAUUACUUCUCAUUCUUGCCGCUUUACUGCACUGACCAGAUCCUUCGAUCUAAAGUGAAACAGGAUCCGUCUUCCAUCCGUUAUCCGGAAUAGACGGUGGCCCCGGAGCGCGUUUAAAGAUGAACACUAUCGUUCUUAAUAAGUUUGCCAAUCAAGUUAUUUUCGAAGAAAAGGCAAACGAGGUCGAGAGGAACAGCAGAACGUAUAUCGAAGUUAUGGAAGAGCAGCACCGGGAGCUAAUGAUGCCGGACAGUCCGUCGAGCAGAAGCCAACGGGGUCUGCGACACAGGAGCUCUCGGCAGAGCGGUGGCAAAGUGAGGCACAAACGACAGGCCCUCCAGGACAUGGCUCGACCCCUGAAACAGUGGCUCUACAAGCACCGGGACAACCCCUAUCCGACUAAAACGGAGAAAAUUCUGCUGGCUCUCGGAUCCCAGAUGACCCUGGUACAAGUUUCAAACUGGUUUGCAAAUGCCAGGCGCCGCCUGAAGAAUACGGUUCGACAACCAGAUUUGAGCUGGGCGUUACGAAUAAAGUUAUACAACAAGUACGUACAGGGCAACGCAGAACGACUCAGCAUUAGCAGCGAUGACACGUGUUCGGAAGAUGCAGAACAUCCACCAAGGAACCCGGCUGUCGGAGAAUUCAACAAACCCGCUCAGGCAGUUGUUAAAAAAGAAAGUCCGAUUCUGAAGGCAGUGGGGAGGGCAGGCACAAUAAUCAGUGAGGAUUAUGUGUCACCGCCAAAGUACAAGAGUAGCUUGUUACAUCGCUAUCUGAACGACUCAUUGAGGCACGUCAUGGCAUCAAAUGCAGCUAUGAAAGCUACCGACAGGAAAAGAAAUCAUUCUGGAUCAUUCAGCUCCAAUGAAUACGAAGAAGAAUUAGCAUCACCUUCUUCAUCUGAAGCAGAUGGGAACUUUGUGUAUCGCACUGAGAUGGUGGAACAGGGACUGAACCAAUUAACCAGUUAUCCAAAGCAAAAGGAAGCUUCCAAAGAUGAAACCUACUGGAAGGAAAUUAACGCUGCCAUGGCCUUAACAAAUCUGGCACAGGCAAAAGGCAAAAUACAAGGAACAACCAGCUGUAUCAUUCAAAAGUCCUCACAUAUUUCCGAAAUAAAGACUUUGAAAAUUACACCGGGUAAACCAUUUUAAAAAAAAGUUUACGUGACUUAAGACAUUUCAGAAGCAAAAGCAUUCAAUGUAAGUGUAUUAAUGAAAGUGCUGCAAUCAAAUGCUGACUCCUGGCUCUCGAGGCCAGUUUAGAAUAAAUCUUUUUUUUAAUCUAAUAUUAUGUGUAUUAAUAUAUGUAGGAUUUUGCAGCAGUAAGUCUUUUGUAAUUGCACACAUUUCUGCUGUUGUUGACCAGCUUAUUUUUUUUAAAACAUGAACUGACUGUAAAUUGUUAAAACAGUACAAUUUCUAUGAAAGUAUUAACUUAUUUUAUAUUACUCAAAUUAAUCUUUGACAUCUCAUGUUGAUGCUGUCAACGUGAAUAUAAAGUAAUAUAAAUAAUAUAUCAAUAAGCUACAAGUUGCACACUGAAAGCAUUUCUAUCACAGUGAAAUUGUACUUUUGUAUAACAAGAUCAGUUCCAUAUUGUAAAGCUCAUUUUUGACAAACAAAGCAAAAAGAAAGUCGACAACAGAGGAAUGUACAUUGUGGUCCUGAAAAAAACAUUGGGAUUGUAGUGGCAUGUCACUUUAUUUUGACUGUAACUCUGUUGACAUUGCUUUGCCUCAGAGAACACAUGUAAAAAGCACAUGAGAACUGGGAAGUCAUACAGAUCUAAACUGUGAUCUAAUUAGAAGCAGCUACCUUUUGCACUCAGGAUUCAGUUGUGCCAAAUGAUUAGCCAAUAUUAAGCUGGAAUGUUCCAUAAUUACGAUGUACUCAAACAAUUGUUUUCCAUGAUGACAGUAUUCCAAUUUAAAAUAUGGAAGAUCUAAUGUAAGAUCUAAUGUAAGUUACAACUAGUGAAAUGAAAAACUAUUAUGACCUUCUACAUUAGAAACCUAAGCUUGAUGAAUAUAACAACAUAAAGAAGUAGAAAGCUGAACAUUAUAGGCUAACAAGCACAGAGAAUUUAAAAUACAAUCUAAUACAUUGGAUUGGAAUUUUUCCAAGGAGAUGGCUUGCAUAUUUACAUCCAAAUUUCUAGCUGAUCUCAUUAACUAAGGCUGCAAGGAGAUGUGACUCAGAAGAGACCAGUAAAAAUAAUCAAAGCCCAAUGACUGAGUUGAACUCACAUCAAAUAUGUUUUUCAAGUAUUAAAAUCAGAGUUUCAAGCCAACUAUUGGUCAUGCACAUGUGUAAGAACGUGCAAUUGUGGAAGAUUUUCAAUUUUUAAUGUAAAUUAUGCUGAAUUAAUUAAAAUGCUUUCAAACAAACUGGAAUAAAAAUGUAAUUCUCAGAGAACAUAAUUUUUUAAUCUGAUCAAAAAAUAGGAAUAAAAUAUUGGUUAAGCUUACUGUUGUGUUAGUCUGGAUUUGAACCGCGGUGCAGUUUAUUGGGAUAAGUUUGUAAUUCCUUUAAGGACAAGCAAUAAUUACAUGUAUAACUUACUUGUAUCCCAAUUACCUCAGCCAUUUUUUGAUUUUUCAUGAACUUUUUGUUUUAAAUUCCAAGUAUGCCUGGGAACAAAUGAAGGGGGAAUUUGACCCCUCUCUUGGUUGCUACAUUGGUCCUUGAAGCAUGCCAGUAUACUGCCUAUUUUGUGGUCAGGUGGGCAGGGUUGUGAACUUGUUAGGGUACAAGAUCUGACUUGAAGAAGUCAUCUCACAUCCCUUCAGCCUGCUUCAGGAUAUUGACAACUGGUGGAAAAUGAAGAGGCUGCAUGUGAAUUUUUCAGGCUCACUUUCUAAUUUAAUUAGCAACAGGUCAUCUUUCCGAUUACAUUCCUAGCACUACAUUUUUUCUAAUAUCUGGGUACAAGCAUCACCAAUAAUAUCAAAGGAAAUAAUUUUAUAUAAUAUUUCUUAAAAUUAUUUCCUAUUUUUGAAGUGUAAAAAAAAUCCAAUGUAAUAUUUUGGGGCCAUCCAGUGUAACUUCAUUCCAAGCAUGCCCUUCUCUUUGUGCAAUGAAUAAUGUAUUUUGAGAUGAUAUUUGUAAAUAUUUUUUUACCUUUUGUGCAAAAUGUUAAAAUUUGCAAAUUGCAAUAUGCCCUUAAGUGUAAAACAGAUAACUGACCUAUUAUUUUGGCCUGUAUAAAAGAAAACAGCUUUAAAAUA